AUGGUUUCAAUUCCACCACUUCAUCCGCGCCAGUUCCCCGUGUCAGGAUUCAUGAAAUUAGAUCCCUCCAAUAAAAUAGAGGAGGAACAACUUCCCUUUUAUGUCGCAGAAUCUUACUACCUUGUCUAUAUCGGGGAAGUAUUUGCGUCCAGGUACCAGGUGGUCUCCAAGCUCGGAUAUGGCACAUCUUCCACAACCUGGCUAUGCCGAGAUCUCCAAGAACGCGGUUACUACACACUCAAAGUGUGCGUUCAAGGCCAGCAGCCUAAUAACGAGAUUGCAACAUCUGAGCAUCUAAGGAAAUGCAGUGAUCAUUCUGGGAAAAAGCUAGUUCGUCUAGUCCUGGAUUCAUUCGAGCUUGUUGGCCCUCAUGGCAAACACACAUGUUUAAUUUAUCAGCCUCUUGGGAUGACAUUUACGGAGUUUCGUGACUUGCUUCCUGAAAGGAAAUUCCCCAAAAAUCUUCUCCAGAGGAGUAUCCAACUUACCUUGAUCGCGCUCGCCUUUAUGCAUGAGAAUCAUGUCAUCCAUACAGGCCAAAGUUACGCUUAUACAUUCUUACAUAUCUCAUCAAAUAAUCUACACUUCGGGAUUGAGGACCCGUCUGUCCUUUCGCAGAUUGAAGAAGACGAGACAAAGAGACCAAUUGCUAGGAAGGUUCUGCCUGAUCGCAUUAUUUACUUCUCCCGACCAAUGCCUGUCAGUACAGGCUUACCUGUACUCUCUGAUCUCGGUGAGGCUAGGAUUGGAGGAGACAAGCAAAGGGGAGAUAGCAUGCCCGGAAUCUACCGGGCACCAGAGGUGGUAUUAGAUAUGGAUUGGGACUCCAAGGUUGAUAUCUGGUCAAUUGGUGCCAUGGCUUGGGAUCUAGUUGAAGACACUCAUCUGUUCUUCGCAAAGAAAGAUCGUGUUCUCAAUGAUGACCAACACCUCGCCGAAAUGAUCUCGCUUAUGGGUUCUCCUCCUCCGGAGUUUCUCAAAAGAAGUGAAAAGUCAGAACGGUUUUGGACUCCGCAAGGCAAGUGGAAGGGAGCUGUGCCCAUACCAGAGCAAACGCUAUCAAUGAGAGAACGGCAGUUCUCUGGAGAAGAUAAUAUCCUCUUUUUGAAUUUCUUGAGAAACAUCUUCCGCUGGUCACCAGAUGAGCGACCAACAGCAGAGGAACUUGCAUAUGACGACUUCUUGAUGCAGCCCGUGCUAGAAUCUAGAGCCCAGAAAUGA
Molecule: messenger RNA, 1221 nt
Organism: Aspergillus sclerotioniger CBS 115572
Lineage: Eukaryota; Fungi; Ascomycota; Eurotiomycetes; Eurotiales; Aspergillaceae
Product: CMGC/CLK protein kinase
Exons: 5
Coding region: 1-1221 (406 amino acids)
Biological process (GO): spliceosomal complex assembly; protein phosphorylation; regulation of mRNA processing
Molecular function (GO): protein kinase activity; ATP binding
Source: RefSeq, a predicted model, not a curated record